This is a messenger RNA of Branchiostoma belcheri (Belcher's lancelet), 428 nucleotides long. RefSeq lists its product as uncharacterized. The transcript is spliced from 3 exons. Bases 51 to 428 code for a protein of 125 amino acids. NCBI's taxonomy places the organism in Eukaryota, Metazoa, Chordata, Leptocardii, Amphioxiformes, Branchiostomatidae. The record is from RefSeq and is a predicted model, not a curated record.
ACAGCAGUCCAGUCCGGAGGCUAUACUUCCUUUAUUUCGCUGGUCAACUCAUGCAGGGAAACAUGCGUCUCGUCCUGAUCUUAGCUGUACUCGGGCUGGUCGUCGCCAAGCCUCGGGCUGGUCGUCCUUCCUAUCCAGAGGACAUUCGCUGUAAAUAUGCAGGCGGUAGGUGUACGACCAGCAUCUGUAAAACUGCUAAACUCAAUGUGGAGUGUGGAGGUGGCGAUGAGAGGAUCUGCUGCCGCGUGCGUAAAGAACGUGCGGAACCGGAGGUUGAAUCUAGAUCUGCUCGUGGGGCUGAAGAACUCGACAUGGUUAACAGAGAUCCGAACAACAUCCACGAGAGUUUAGACGUCGAUUUUCCUGAAGUUCGUGGUGAGCCGGAAGGGGUACAGUGGAAGAGUUCCCCAGGAAAAUCACAAAAGUAA